UUCUUUGUAAAUAUUAUUGUGAUUUAUACGUGUCUUUACCUUAAAGUAAAUUUAAAACAUAAAAUGGUUAACAAUAAAAAUUCAAGGGUAAAAGUGAAGCAAAAAUCGCAGAUGAAAACAAAAUCCAAGCAUAUAUCAUAUAAAAAUCGUCUUGAAGAUCACGCUCAGUUUAAUAUAGAACAACAAAACAAAAAUAGAAAAUUUCAAAAAAUAGAAGAACAAAAGGUGUUACGUUCCCAAAAGGCUUUAGAAAUAGCGGAAGGACGAGCAAAAGAAAGAGCAGAAAAGGAACGAAGGAUAGAGGCGUCUAAAAAGAAGCGCUUAGAAAGGACUAAAAUCUUCAGCAAAAGGACGCGAAAUGGCCAACCUCUGAUGAAGGAUCGUAUGCAGUUGCUGUUAAAACAAAUUCAAGAAAUGAAAAAUUAUGGCUAAAACAAUUUGAACAAACAAGGUUGCGAGAAACUUGAAUACAGUUUUGUUUUAAGGUCUUUUCCGAAAUAAAUAUUUAUUUUAUAUUGUAAACGGUAAAUUCAUCACCUACUUCCUUAAGGUAUUGCAUUACUAACUACCCGUAAUGAUUGCUGGCGCACCAAUAAUUCAUAAAAUUUUCCUUUGGCAGAUCAAAGGUUAUAAAUAGACAAGAACGUCCUUAUGAUAUAAUUUGGUACUACAAAAUGGAACCGAUAUGAACUCAUUUAUUCAUAAUAAGGAUGAGUAGGCAAUCUCUGCCGAUGUGUCUACCGGAUAUCAUGGGUACUAUCGUAGAAAUUUGGUCUUAAACUUUUCUUUCACAUCAGGUUAGCUUCUCGAAAACCGUCUAACGUAGUACACGGGCUUCAUCCAAAAUCAGUAAAACGAUGAUCACUAUCAUUUGUUCUAUGUUUUGGUGUCAAGUUAUUGUUCUUAAAAAAGUUUUUACUAAAAUGAUUGGGUCAGGUUUGACCACCAAUUCAAUCGGAUCAGAUUUAGCGAAGAAUAACAUAUAAAUUUCCCUUAAUGUGUACUUAUGGCCGUUAGUUUGCGCAAUUAAUAGUAAGUUGGAGUCAAAUUGUACAGGAAUAUGAUAUGAGUAUAGGCGAUUCUGCAUAUAAGGUAUUCCGAGUGAGUGAGUGGAUCUUCACUCUAUAUUCUGCAACCAAAUAUCGUACAUAAAGUGAAGGUAGGCUAAUUCGGACGGAGCCUUUGAUUUUGAAUUAUAUUUGGUAAAGCUUGGCAACUACCAACCCUUGGGUAAAAAUGCAGAAAUAACUUCGCUAACGUUUUCGGGAAGAGUUUUGCAAUAUUUCACCGAAAAUCACUUAUCACAUUUUAUACCACCAGUUUAUCUUCUCAUAUCCACUAUCGAAGGGAGGGAUGCACUACUUAUCCCACAACGUUUGCGACACCCAAAAGCGAAGUUCAGCAUGUCAACAUCUGUGUACUGUAUGUGCUAAGCGUUCAACUGACCAUGAACAUGACGAGAUUGCCUUCCCACUUGAGAAAAACAUUGGAAGUAGUUGCACAGGUUGGUAUGGGAAAUGGGCCAAAUCCGUUGGAGGACACGCCCUCAGCACCACAUAAACUAAGAACACCUCUGUUUUUCGAAAAGAAUAAAAAAAAUUGACUUUUGGCCCAUUACUCAUAGCCAAUGUAGCCGACAAAUCUGUGAAAGUGUGAACGUAUUUUGCAUGGGAGACGCUGCAGUACUUGUUCAAAAAUGAGACAAAUCGGCCGCGCCUACCCAAUAUAGUGUAUCGCACUCAAAUUCGUUUCUUAAUGUCUUCCAAACGUGCAGGAGCAACCUUCAAACUCCCGUAACGGUUAGAAAUUCUUGGCCAGUUUCAAAUUCGGAACGCACCUAAGAAUUUCCCUCUGUCCAUGCGUCUGUGUGCUCAAAUAUAUAAUGUGUAGUAUCUGCGCUAAAUAUUCUCCCGUUCGCAAAAAUGAAUAGAUCGACUGCAAAUCUACAAAACAAUUUGAAAAUGGUCCAAACAAAGAAUAAUAUCGUAACACCUAAGUACGAGAUUUCAGAAUUCACCGUUGCGUAGAUA
This is a messenger RNA of Glossina fuscipes, 2030 nucleotides long. Its product is annotated as rRNA-processing protein fyv7-like. The transcript has 2 exons. NCBI's taxonomy places the organism in Eukaryota, Metazoa, Arthropoda, Insecta, Diptera, Glossinidae. The coding region runs from base 64 to 432 and encodes 122 amino acids. The record is from RefSeq and is a predicted model, not a curated record.